UCCCCGCAGCUCUGAGGCUCUGGGUGGGCAGCCCGGCGAAGGUGCUCUCGGCCCCCGGGCCGACGAGCCCGAAUCCAGGCGGGGAGCCUCGGGCUCGGAUCCCCAGCCACUGGUUCUCAGCCGUGUGGCCUUGGCGAGUCACUUGUCCUCUUUUACGGUUCUUGAUCUUUCACAAUGGGUGAACCACAACAAGUGAGUGCACUUCCACCACCCCCGAUGCAGUACAUCAAGGAAUAUACAGAUGAAAAUAUUCAGGAGGGCUUAGCUCCCAAGCCACCUCCUCCAAUUAAAGACAGUUAUAUGAUGUUUGGCAACCAGUUCCAGUGUGAUGACCUUAUCAUCCGCCCUUUGGAAAGUCAGGGCAUUGAACGCCUUCAUCCUAUGCAGUUUGAUCACAAGAAGGAACUGAGAAAACUCAAUAUGUCUAUCCUUAUUAAUUUCUUGGACCUUUUAGAUAUCUUGAUAAGGAGCCCUGGGAGUAUAAAACGGGAAGAGAAGCUAGAAGAUCUUAAACUGCUAUUUGUACAUGUGCAUCAUCUUAUAAAUGAAUAUCGACCCCACCAAGCAAGAGAGACCUUGAGAGUCAUGAUGGAGGUCCAGAAACGUCAACGGCUUGAAACAGCUGAGAGGUUUCAGAAGCACCUGGAACGAGUAAUUGAGAUGAUUCAAAAUUGUUUGGCUUCCUUGCCUGAUGAUUUACCUCAUUCUGAAGCAGGAAUGAGAGUAAAAACUGAGCCAAUGGAUGCUGAUGAUAGCAAUAAUUGUACUGGACAGAAUGAACAACAGAGAGAAAAUUCAGUUCAUAGAAGGGACCAGAUUAUAGAGAAAGAUGCUGCUUUGUGUGUUCUAAUUGACGAAAUGAAUGAAAGACCAUGAAGGGUAUUUUUCUUCUUUUUUUAUUUUGUUAAAUAGCAUCAUAUAUUCCUCUCUUUUGGACAGUCUUAAAACAGGUAUAACUAAAAUAUAAAGGAAUUUGUUUUUCUUGACUCCAGUUUUUCAAUGAUGAGAUGCCAUAGGCAGAAUUUCACUGUGUAACAAGCGUAGGUGAAUGAGUACACCUGUAUUAAAAAUAAUCACCUUAAAAUGCAAAGUGUUUGCUGUUGUGUGGGAUAUUCUGAUUUUUGGAGUUGCAGUAAAAUUUUGAAGAUAUUCUUAAUACUAGCAAGCUGUCAUCCUUGAAAAACAAUUUUAUCAUAUGCUUGAAUAAUGAAAGUACAAAGUGUUUAGACUUAAUCUCCAAAAAGCAUGUUGAGAAAGGAACCCAGUAGAAUUAAAAAACAGAACUUUUUCUCAUACCUUUUCCUGUAGACUCACUAUCUCAGCUUCUUCUCCCUAACCUGCAUGGAAUGUUGAGGUGGGGAUUUUAUAAGUUGUGUUAUUUUUCCAAUUAUUUAAUCAGUAAGUCCUUUCUUUUCUUUUCUAUUUUUUUGGUACUGGGGAUUGAACCCAGGGACUCUUAACCAUUGAGCCACAUCCCCAGCCCUUUUUAUGUUUUAUUUUGAGACAGAGUCUUGCUAAAUUGCUGAGGCUGGCAUUGAACUUAAAAUCCUCCUGCCUUCGGCCUCCUGAGCUUCUGGAAUUACAGGCAUGUGCCAUUGUGGCCAGCCCUUUCUUAUUUUAGUUGCAUGCAUUCAUUUUAGUAAUUAAUAUGUCUAUGUAGUUAAGUACCCAUUUCCUUUAAAUCUGAGCUCAGGCUUGCUUAAGGCUGGAAGCCUGCAAUGGAAAAAGGGUUUGCUGGCAGAGACUGCUAGAUAUCUGUCAAAAAUGUUUACUUAUUUUUGAGAUUACUUAGAUAUGGCUGCCCAGCAAGGGACCACAUUUACCCAUUCAGGGCCAUGCAUCUAUGUGGAGACUAUGUAAUUAAGUUCUGGACAGUAGGAAUCCAGGUGAGUCCUGUUAAAAUUUCUUGUGUGGUCCUCCUUUUCCUACCAUCUGCUAUUUAGAUGGGCAUACUCAAGAUAACUAGACUGGAAGCCAUUUGAAGAUGGCAAAGAUUGUCAGUUUGGACUUUGUAUGAUUGUGAGAUCUAGUUUUUCCUUUCAUUAACUCCCACAUCUUUCCCACCUAAUUCAAUUUUUUUGUGAGCAAGAAAUAAAUUUGUUUUAAGAUUUUA
Marmota monax (woodchuck) is the source of this 2113-nucleotide messenger RNA. It is a transcript of the gene Med7, whose product is annotated as mediator complex subunit 7. The transcript has 2 exons. The record is from RefSeq and is a predicted model, not a curated record. NCBI's taxonomy places the organism in Eukaryota, Metazoa, Chordata, Mammalia, Rodentia, Sciuridae. Bases 175 to 876 code for a protein of 233 amino acids. Gene Ontology annotation, molecular function: transcription coregulator activity. Gene Ontology annotation, biological process: regulation of transcription by RNA polymerase II. Gene Ontology annotation, cellular component: mediator complex.